UGGCAGCGUGGAUUUUACAGAUCUUAACCGAUUUGUUGUCUGACCACAGAAGAAGAGCUUAAAAACAACAUGUCUGCGCACAGAGAAACGUGCACACGCUUUGAAAAUUAAACCCUGUAUAACGGGUGAUUUCAGGCUGUUUUAAUAGGUUUCCCGAAAGAAUGUCUACCCCAGCUAAAGGAGCAACGAAGAAAGAAAAAAAGAAGCACAUACCAGUGAAAACUUCACUGAAUAGCCCAUACAGCGUACACUGGAGUCCACUGGAAAGAGAGCACAAGCAUUUCAUUCUGAACACACUUAAAGACAAACUUUUCGCCGUUGGGCUUCAGAAACAACGGGUCAUUAGGUUUCGAGAGCGUGGAAGCAGAAGAAAGUCAAGAAAAAAGGCAUCAAAACCCACAGAGACUCUUGAACCUGCAGAGAGCGUACAGACUCCCUCAAAGCCCACCGAGCCGUGCUGGAGCAACCCGGCUGUGAGGAAACAGCUGGCCAUCGGCAUCAACGAGGUCACCAAAGGCCUGGAGCGGAAUGAACUGAGUUUGGUGCUCGUGUGUAAUUCGGUAAAGCCAGCACACAUGACAUGCCAUUUAAUCCCGCUGAGUAAAACAAGGUCUGUGCCCGCCUGCCAGGUGCCCAAUCUGAGCGACACUGUCUCACGGCUGCUGGGUCUUAAGUGCGUCCUGGCGCUGGGAUUCAGGCGCGGCACCGAGGUGUUCGAGGACGUGGUCCGCGCGAUCACGCCCGUGGUUCCGCCGCUCAAGGUGGCUUGGAUCCCGACGGAUUCCCUUGAGGAAGCCGAGGAAAAGCAGAGCGACACAGGAAAGGGGCAGAAGAGGAAAUUAGAAGAAAUGUCGGAUGAAGUCUGUGACGCUUCUACUUUGAUCCUCCAGCCUCUAAAAGUGAAGAAAAUCAUUCCUAAUCCUACGAAAAUCCGAAAACCGAAAAAGAAAGGAACGCAAAAGUGCUUAUCAACGGUUUAACCUGUGCUCCAUGAUUGCAGGUUAAUACAUAGUGUGUUUGGACUGAUGUCGAUUAAAUAUAUUUAUAUUUU
Molecule: messenger RNA, 1051 nt
Organism: Carassius gibelio (silver crucian carp)
Lineage: Eukaryota; Metazoa; Chordata; Actinopteri; Cypriniformes; Cyprinidae
Gene: rpp38
Product: ribonuclease P/MRP 38 subunit
Exons: 2
Coding region: 162-980 (272 amino acids)
Biological process (GO): tRNA 5'-leader removal
Cellular component (GO): nucleolar ribonuclease P complex; ribonuclease MRP complex; fibrillar center
Molecular function (GO): ribonuclease P RNA binding; ribonuclease P activity
Source: RefSeq, a predicted model, not a curated record